UAAUAACAAACCCUGAGCACCCGACGGUCGACACCAUGACGUGACUGACUUGCUGCCCGAGACUGUGACUUUAAUAUACAAUUGUAAAACUUACACUGACUGACCAGAGAGAAUUAAUCAGUAUCCAUAAAUUUACCUGUUGUAUAUUUUCGUUACUAUUCGCAAAAAUCAAUCGUCUCCAAGUAAUAAUUUACCGAUUUUUUGUCCGCUCGUAGAGCUAUUCAUUCAUACCGGCUUCGAUUUGCCGACAUCGCGAAUUCCGCCAAAAGCUCACUACAGAACCGGUAGUCAUGUCUGUGGAUCUAACACCGGUUGACGGUAACAAUGCACAUACUCUUGAUACAAAUUUGAUUGCAUUAGCAAUGCAUAAACUAUCAAUCGACAACACAAAUGUUACAGAUGUUCUGACUGACUGCAAUAUUUAUCUCACUAAAUUGAACCGUUCUGAUUUAUUAAAAUCGGCUAUCCUCAUGGAUUUAAAUCUUAUUUUUGAUUGCUUGAAUACUACAGAUGAAAAACAAAUUGAAAUGAGCUGUGCAUUGCUCCAGAAACUUUUAUCUGUUUUACAGCCAAAUCAUGCAUUUAAUAAGUAUUCAGCCAGCAUUGAACGUUCUAUACAUCAUCCAAAUGAUACAGUUAAAUCUACAAUUUUGUCACAGUUGGAAAAAAUGUUGGCCAAUGACAAUAAUGUGGACAUCCAAGUGGAUUUGGCAUGUACUAUAGUUGACUGUUUAACAAGUAGUGAUAUGUCUGUUUCAUACAAUGCAGUAAAAUGUCUUAAACAAUUUCAAAGUGUUGAAACCCUUUCAUCAAUUCCUAUAUUAUCAAAAUUACAGACCAUAAUGGAAACGGAUGCAAAAAUACGUACACGUGUUUAUGAUAUUUUAAUUCAUUGGGCUAAGUCUGUGGAUGCUUUAGCAAUAAUAAGUUCCAAAGGUCUCUUUACCAAUUUGGUUAAAGACAUUACCUAUCCAGAUGUAAUGAUGCAGAUGGUUACUAUACAAAUGUUAAUUCCUUUGAGCAUCACUGAAUAUGGGUUCGAUUAUUUGAAUUCUAUUGGAAUCAUAAGUGGGUUGUAUCGUUUACUGAGCUCAAAUCCAAAAGAAUUGGAAGACCCUGCUGUUGUUAUACUUAACCCUAUUGUGUUGGAGUUUUUCAUAAAAGUUACUCAAGUCAGACCACUCUUCAUAUUCACAACAUAUCCUAAAGUUUUUGUUGUAAUUUACGAAGUGUUAAAAGAAGGGGAUGAUUCACUAGUAGGCGUGGCUAUAAAUGCAAUCACUACUUUGGCAUCUUCUUGGGAGUGCAAAAUAUUGUUAGAUAAUCCUUCAGCCAGUAUGAUCUUAAACUAUGAAGGUGAUGAGGAAUUAGAUAUUUGGAGUAUAUUUAUCAUUGAGUUGAGUCGUAUUGCUACUAGUACCAAAACUGAAUUAAAAGCAGGAGCUAUUCAAGCAAUCACAAAGAUUAUUCAAGUAGAGAAUGGUGAACUUUCUUCGAAAAAUGAUAUGAUCGAACGUACAAAAAAAUGGUUCAAACAGUUGAAAAAUAAUCCAUUAAAAAAUAUUGUCCAUGCAUCAUGCAUUGUACCAUUUUUAAGUAUACAGCAAGCUGGAUUUGAAAUGUUCCAGUCACUGGCUGAACAACCAUGGGGUCAAGAAGAAAUUAAUCAAUGUUCAUUAUUACUGGAUCUUGUAUUUAAGGACUGUCCAAAAGAUCCUAUUCCAAUCAAAGAUUUGAAAAAAAUGAUUAUUAAAACACUAUUAGAGUCUGAUACUUCUAAAAAUACUCUAAGUGAAGAACUUUUAUUACGAAUUCAACAUAGUGAUGUUAUAAAAUCAAAUGAACAUGCACCUCAACCUGAUGUGUUGGUGGAAAAUAUGUCCAUUUAGUAAUACAAUUAAUUUAGUGCUAUAUAAAUACUAUUUAUUUUGACUAAUACAAUAUGGUG
Messenger RNA from Myzus persicae (green peach aphid), 1948 nucleotides. RefSeq lists its product as uncharacterized. The transcript has 9 exons. Bases 291 to 1889 code for a protein of 532 amino acids. Gene Ontology annotation, cellular component: cytosol. The record is from RefSeq and is a predicted model, not a curated record. NCBI's taxonomy places the organism in Eukaryota, Metazoa, Arthropoda, Insecta, Hemiptera, Aphididae. Gene Ontology annotation, biological process: proteasome assembly.